CUCUUUCCUUCGAAAUUGUGAAAUGGAAAUAAGGAUUCAGUUUAAGAGCCCGACGUUUUUGGUUUAUUUCAAUGUUCUGCAAUUUUUAAAUUAAAUUUAACGGCUGAAUGGCAAAAACCGGACGAGUGGCUCGAUCGGCCCGAGCGGUUAACCGCCUUGGCUGCUCGGCAACCGCUACAUAAAACCAGAGCGGCUUUUAGACUCUUCCGAGCCGAUUUUGUGACCGGGUGACAGUUCUACUGGUCGGGCCGAGCGGCUCGGUUUGGCUUUAAUAACACUGGGAAAAACACACCUCUGUGUAAAAUUCUUAUUCAACAAAGUCUAACCCUAAAAUUCGCGUUUACAACCUUUUAAAUAGGUCCAACAAAAUAAAACUAAUGAAAACAAAGAAAAGGAAAAAGAAUUCUAACACAAAAAGGUAAUUAACUCGUCAUGUGAAAUUCCACAGUCUGCCCUCAAGAUUCCAUGGUCGUGGAUUUAGGUGUCUUGGACAUGGAAUUGUUCUGAUCAAAAUACACUAUCUAAACUUGAAUUCCACAAUCAUGGAUUUAGGUGUCUUGGACGUGGAAUUUUUCUGAUCAUCCACUAUCUAAACUUGAAUUCCACGGUCGUGAAUUUUUUACUGGUCACCAUACGAUCUUUUGGUUGGUCGUUCGGUGCCCCAGAAGCUUCGAUCUUCUCAUCCGAUGCCUUCACGAUGUUAUCAGGACUUGUACUUUCAUUUCCAACUCCUAACUUCCUUCGAAUGCCUCCCAAUCAAAGCGAGUAAGCCUCCAAAAUAGUAAUCAUGGACUUUUUCCCAAACUUAUAAGCCAAAUUUCCAGCUCCUUCUUCCCUUGACUUGGUUUCUUGUUUGAACAUCAAUGAAAAUGAUUUUGUGUAACAUCCCGUUCCGGCAAAACCCAUAUUUCGAUCGCUAGAAAAUUUCACGAUUUAAAAUCGAGCAUUUCGACACUAUUUAGACGAAAAUCGGAUUAUCGAUAUGUCGGAUAAAUAUAUAUAUAUAUAUAUAUAUAUAUAUAUAUUCUCUGUCCAUUUAAAUCCCCACCCGUCCCAUUUAUACCCAUCAUCAUCGCCUUUUUCCAUUUCUCACCCGAGAGAGAACCGAGAGCAGAGUAGCGCACGGUGAGAACAGGGGAGCUCGGGGAGAAUUUCCAAAGCUCAAAUUCUUGAGCCCUAAUGAUCCAAAAAUCCGGUAAGUAAUGACUAAUUCAUCUAUUCAUCGUGAUUUAUCGAUUUAGAGCUUUAAAACGAGUUUUUGGUUCAGGAAUUUCUUGAAUUCCUGAUAAGCCAAAUUAGGAUUUUGGAGUAUCCGGAAGCCGGAUUGAGCCCAAAUUUCAUAUACGAGCUUCCUGCAGCGAGGUUAUCAAUCCUCUAGUUAUAAUCCCUGAAUUUCGGCUAUUAUUUAGAUCGGAGCCGGGAUCACUGAAUUUAGCUCCGGCCAAGGUUUGAUGUGUUUUUAUCGAGAAUUUGACCAGGAGCCUAGAACUAAUAUUGACGGGGAUACUGCAGGGGAUAUUAGGACGGUCUCGGAUUUUAAUUCGUAGUUCGUUUGUGAAAUUGAGGUUUUAGUACGGGAAGGUUAAACCGGUGUUUGAACGACCAGAACUGGUGAGUGAUUAGCACGACAUACAGGGUUUGUCGUAUCACAAUAAUUAUACUUAUGCUUAGAAUUGAUCUAGGUGAACUAGAAUGGCAUGAUUAGGGGUGUAUGGACCUUUCUGCUAUAUGAUGAACUAUAGACUUCUGUAUGAUAUUAUUGACUUGCCCUAAUCGAUAUGGACCUUGUUUAUGUUGAUGAUUCCAUAUAUGUUGUCAGAUUUGGGUUUAAUUGUGAAUAUGCCUUAUGACGGUUCGAGAAGGUGAUUGGAUAUGAUUUUUCAUGAUUGUUGUAUUUGGAUGCACAAGUGGGAAAAUAUAUAUUCCCUGGUGAUAUUAUGAUGUUUUAAGGAGGAUGACUUGCACGAGGGUUUAUCCCGAGGAAGUGCAAUUAUACGACUCCUGAUUUACCUAUGUUGAGCCAAUUGUGGCCUGGUCAAGUACAUGUGCAAGUAAGGAAUUAUGAUUAAGCAAGAUGAGAUAUGAAUCAUGUAUAAGGAUAUCAUCAACAGCAGCAGUAGAUAAGUGUUAGGUGGGAGAGGAGCUAGAGUUGAAGCCAGGAUGAGGUAUGGUCUUCAACUAUUCUGUGCUUGGACGACUACUUGAGAUUUUGGCUAGUGAUCCACACCUUUUUGUAAAAAUGUUUUGAGAACGUUUUUCAUGUGCAUACUAGCUUCAGAUGUAGUGUGAGAUAUCCACAGGUGUGGAAAGUUGAUGAUAUGUGUAUAUGUUGUGUAACUGUAUAAGUUGUGACGAUUAUGGUAUGUAUAAGUAUGGUAUGCAGUUGUGGAGUAUGAAAAGUGUGACUAUGGCUAAGAAAACCCAAUGCAUAUAGUUGUGAGUAUAUAUGUUUGUGAUGAAUUAUUUUGCAGGAUAAGUUGCAAGAACUGUUAGCCCAUUACGCGAGUAAUUCAUGUCGAAAUUUUAUUUGGGUAAAUUUUGAUAAUUAAUGUAACAUCCGAGAUUAAUUCCGCUGCAAUUGUAUGAACAAUAUGAUUAGACAAAACGUAUAAGCUAGGGUGUUACAGUUUGGUAUCAGAGCCUGGUUCCCUCUUUUUGCUGUAAUGGCGUACUAUACCCUAUGGGAGGUUAAACACUCCUAAGGAGGGGAGUACCCCAUAAUGACUUAAACUGGGAAAUGAGUUUGACAUCAUUAUGUGUAUUGGUAUGUUGGAUGAAAUUACCUGCAUCAUGGUUUUCAAAAUUGAGGUUUUGAACUUAUUUGUUUUCAAGUAAUUAUUUUGGGAAAUUUUUUGUUUUAACCAAGUGAGAGAUUUGGUGAAGAAUGAAUUUUGUGUGGAUCAAUCUAAGGCCAAUAUUUCCUUGUAGCUCGCACGAAAGUUGUGAAAAUGUUCCUACUGACCAGUCGAGAGGAAUGGGGGCGGUUGAUGCAAGACCGCCAGUAUUAGAUUAUGCAAAGAUGAAGAGUUUGGGUGGUAGGGACUUCAAGGGAGAUGUGAGUCCAGAUGCUGUAGUAGAGUGGUUGAGAAAGAUGGAAGAUGUGUUUGAGUAUCUUUAUGCGACCCGAGAGGAAAAAGUACAAUAUGUUGUUUUUCUCCUAAAGGGGUACGCGAGGAGCUGGUGGUCAUCAGUCUCUAGAGUUAAUGGUGAACGAGUUCAGUUCACUUGGGAGGAGUUCCUGAAGGCCUUUAAGACAGAGUUUCUUCCCGAAGCUUUUAUCAUAGCAAAGAAUAAUGAAUUCGCCGACCUUAAGCAGGAGAACAUGACAGUUACUGAGUACACCAUCAAGUUUGUUCGACUAAUCUACUUUGAAGAUGGGCUGGCGGAUACUGAGCAUAAGAAGAAGGUGAGAUACUUACAUGGUCUGCGCCUAGGGUUGAAAGAAAAGAUUCACAGGGUUGAUGAAGAGAGUAUGGCCACUAUCAAGGAGUCAGCAUUUAAGUAUGAAGCCUAUGAAGUUGAGGGUAGAUAGGAACACAAGGCCAAAGAAGAGGAGAAGAAGAGGAAGUUUGGAGUGAGUUAUUCUGGACCUCGUUACCCAUCCAAGAGAGGUCCCAGCGGUUUUGGGAGAACACCGAGUCAAUCUAUGUCAGGAACAUCAUAUAAGGCACCAGUUUCCUCAGCCACACCGGCUCCAGUUUGUCAAGUUUGUCAGAAGAGACACUUUGGAGAGUGUUGGAGGUUUUCUGGAGUAUGCUUUCAAUGCGGCCAGCCGGGUCACAUCAUGAGGAACUGUCCUUAUAGGGGAGGAGGAAGACCUACUCAGUCCAAACCUUCAGUGCACUUUAGUAGAGCCCCAGCCAGAGGUGGUUACCAGGGAGGCCGUAGUGGAUUUUAGAGUGGUCAUUGUGGUUCACAGGGUGGUAGAGGUGGUGGUCGAAAUCAGCCAUCAGGAAGUGGUACGCAGGGUACCAGAGCCCAGGGAGCACCGAGGGUUUAUGCAAUGACUCGAGGUGAGGCAGAAGUGGUGACUGGUAUGCUUUCUAUCCUUGGCAAGCAAUUAUAUGCUUUGAUCGAUACUGGUUCCUCUCACUCAUUCAUGUCAUAUAUGUUUGCACAUAUGCUACGCUUAGUUCCAUAUAAUCUAGGAUAUACCUUAUGUGUUAAAACAUCUCUGGGAGAUACCUUGAAGGUAGACUCAGUUAUUAGAAGUUCCUUCAUUUGUGUGGAAGGAGCUUUCCUAGCAGCAGAUUUAAUUCUGCUACCUUUUGAUGAAUUUGAUGUCAUCCUUGGAAUGGACUUUCUGGCAACACAUGGAGCUGUUGUGGAUUGUCAAAAGAAAGAAGUAUUAUUCAA
Molecule: messenger RNA, 4356 nt
Organism: Linum trigynum
Lineage: Eukaryota; Viridiplantae; Streptophyta; Magnoliopsida; Malpighiales; Linaceae
Source: the annotation of a GenBank genome assembly